Molecule: messenger RNA, 648 nt
Organism: Candidula unifasciata
Lineage: Eukaryota; Metazoa; Mollusca; Gastropoda; Stylommatophora; Geomitridae
Source: the annotation of a GenBank genome assembly
AUGUCUGUGGCCGAGGCUCUUGGUGGCGAUGCGAGGGCACCCGGUGUGGGUUCAAGAGGAACCCGGUUCGUUCAUGGUCUGAGGAUUGGAGAUGUUGGCAGCUUUCAACAGGAAGCUUCAAGACGAAGUGCUGGCAACAGCGAAGAUGGACGUCAUGAGGGUGCUAAUGACCUCACACAUACUGCACUGUCUAAAGCUACAGGAACCAGGUACAAUAACGCUCGGCAGAGCAGCAGGGCCGACUUGCUUGAUCCAAGACUUCCUCACGAGGUGCGACAAGAGUCGACAUACCAUCAUGUGCAAGAAAGCGGAAGCGGUGAUGAAGGAAUAUCAGAGAGAGAUACGAGACUUGCAGCAGGGACAAACAACCCGUUUUCAACGUACACAGAGUCCUAUCUUGGCAGUCGCCAACAGCAAGAGUUCAGCCACUAUAUUGUAUCCCCGAGGAGCCAGAGGAUGACGCCGCAGGAGAUGGAGGAAUAUGGAACUAAACUAGAUGACGUCAGUGAAGAGAAGAAAUUAGCCAAGCAACAACGAGACGCUGAGAGAGUCAAGCACCAGGUACCCUUCGAAUUAAGAAGUGGAAGAGGUGACGUGAGGCUCCCAUACUUCCCUGCACAGCAUCGAGGUAAUUCUGACACAAACGAG